AUGGCGCCACGGUGCCAGGUGGAAGUGUUGUAUUUUGCAAAAAGUGCUGAAAUAACAGGAAUUCGCUCAGAGACCAUUUCUGUGCCACAAGAAAUAAAAGCAUUGCAGCUGUGGAAUGAGAUAGAAACACGCCAUUCUGGAUUGGCUGAUGUCAGAAAUCAGGUGAUAUUUGCUGUUCCUCAAGAAUGUGUCGAGCUUGGAGAUCAGCUCCUCCUGCUUCAAUCAGGAGAUGAAAUUGCCAUUAUCCGCGCCCCCCCCCCCCACCAUUAG
This is a messenger RNA of Balaenoptera acutorostrata (minke whale), 270 nucleotides long. Its product is annotated as molybdopterin synthase sulfur carrier subunit-like. NCBI's taxonomy places the organism in Eukaryota, Metazoa, Chordata, Mammalia, Artiodactyla, Balaenopteridae. The record is from RefSeq and is a predicted model, not a curated record. Gene Ontology annotation, biological process: Mo-molybdopterin cofactor biosynthetic process. The coding region runs from base 1 to 270 and encodes 89 amino acids. The transcript has a single exon.